AUGGGUGCUUCGUUUGUUCCCAUCGUGGUUUUCACUGUUCUAUGGGGUGUAGUAGGUAUCGUAUGCCCCAUUUUUGCACCUAAAGGACCUAAUAGAGGAAUCAUCCAAGUGGUGUUAAUGUUAACAGCAGCAACAUGUUGGUUAUUCUGGCUGUGUGCGUACAUGGCGCAGAUGAAUCCUCUCAUCGGGCCCAGACUGGACAAUGAAACCCUUAUCUGGAUUGCUCACACAUGGGGCAAUCCCAUAGCCAACGGCACGAAG
This is a messenger RNA of Iphiclides podalirius (scarce swallowtail), 261 nucleotides long. NCBI's taxonomy places the organism in Eukaryota, Metazoa, Arthropoda, Insecta, Lepidoptera, Papilionidae. The record is from the annotation of a GenBank genome assembly.